Rangifer tarandus platyrhynchus (Svalbard reindeer) is the source of this 768-nucleotide messenger RNA. The record is from the annotation of a GenBank genome assembly. Lineage: Eukaryota; Metazoa; Chordata; Mammalia; Artiodactyla; Cervidae.
AUGCAUAUGGAGAAGCACCUAAUGGAGAGACAGGCAGGUAAAUACAGCAGGGUAGUUGAAUUUGAGAGUAUAGAGGGAUUCCGGAAAGGAGGAGCAGGGAGGGUCCCGGAGUCUCUUCAAAAACCGGCUAAGAGCCGGGGCCUCCGCGGGUCGGGGCUAGGCGGGAGCCCGACAGGCGUGAACGCGGAGGACGCCGGGCCGAGGCGCCGAGGGCAGCGCGGCUCCCGCGUGCGCCAGGCCGCAGCGUUUAAAUCUCCCGCCUGCCGCGGCGGGAGCCCGACACCUCCACGCUCUGGUGCGGAGGGGCACCGGCUGCGGGAGCGCCCCGGCGGCGGCGGCGGCGGCGGCGGCGGCAGGAACUGGCAACGGGAACCGGCACCGGGACCCCCCGCGCGGCCGAGCGCGACCCGAGGCGGCGGAGGACGCGCGCGUCGCGACUCCCGGCGUCGAGGUGAGCGUCGGCGGCGGCCUCCCCGGGCUCCCACCCUGCGGGGCGGCGGAAGGGCCGCGCCCUCCCCGGCCGACCGGGGUCCGGAGGCCAAACCCUUGGUUCCCAUGGCGACGCCCCGGGUGGCUGCGCCGGCGGGAGGCGCCCGCCACGCGCGCACGCGGUCUCUCGAGGCCUCGGCGGCCUUCUCCGUUCCCUUGGGGACCCCGGCCCCUGCGGCCUCCCUCCUGAACGAGGUCCUGGCCGAGCUCCUCCGGGCUUACUCGGGGCAGAUCGGGCUGGCAGUGGUUUUAGGCUUGCCUGCGUCCCCUCGGGACUGA